Amblyraja radiata (thorny skate) is the source of this 913-nucleotide messenger RNA. Its product is annotated as ras-related protein Rab-11A. Gene Ontology annotation, molecular function: GTP binding; GTPase activity. The record is from RefSeq and is a predicted model, not a curated record. The coding region runs from base 239 to 913 and encodes 224 amino acids. NCBI's taxonomy places the organism in Eukaryota, Metazoa, Chordata, Chondrichthyes, Rajiformes, Rajidae. The transcript has 3 exons.
UUCAAAAGCUGAUCUAUGAAACUUGCUAUCCUCCACCAGUGACAGAGUCUGGAGGGAUUUGGUAAUAUUCCCAAUUAAACGAAAUAGGAAUCGCGUAAAAUAAUUGCAGGACUGAAGCAGAAGCUUUUUUAAUGAACUUUGGCCCGUAAGAGGAAGUGCAGAGUCAGUGUUCUACUGGACUGGCGUUUGGUCGCUGUCUCCAACUUUUCCUUUAAUUUAAAUUUUAAUACCGACAGGAAUGGGGACGCGAGACGACGAGUAUGAUUACCUGUUCAAAGUUGUCCUGAUUGGUGAUUCGGGAGUGGGGAAAAGCAACCUCUUAUCACGCUUCACACGCAAUGAGUUUAACCUUGAAAGCAAGAGCACAAUUGGAGUGGAAUUUGCAACAAGAAGCAUCCAGGUGGAUGGGAAGACGAUUAAAGCCCAAAUCUGGGACACAGCUGGUCAGGAGAGAUAUCGAGCUAUCACAUCAGCAUAUUAUCGUGGAGCUGUAGGUGCGUUAUUGGUUUAUGAUAUUGCCAAACACCUAACAUACGAGAAUGUGGAGAGGUGGUUAAAGGAGCUGCGGGAUCAUGCGGACAAUAAUAUAGUCAUCAUGCUGGUGGGGAACAAAAGUGAUCUGCGUCACCUCCGAGCUGUGCCCACAGACGAGGCAAAGGCCUUUGCAGAGAAAAAUGGACUGUCAUUUAUCGAAACUUCAGCCUUGGACUCGACAAAUGUAGAGACUGCAUUCCAGACUAUUCUCACAGAAAUUUAUCGUAUUGUGUCUCAAAAGCAAAUAUCGGACAAGCGUGAAAAUGACAUGUCCCCAAGUAAUAAUGUGGUCCCCAUUCACAUGCCUCCAACUACUGAAAACAAACCAAAGAUGCGAACCCGGUCGGGACGUGUUGGGAAAGAUAAAGAUCGAGAUUGA